This is a messenger RNA of Elgaria multicarinata webbii, 2071 nucleotides long. It is a transcript of the gene ITPRIP, whose product is annotated as inositol 1,4,5-trisphosphate receptor interacting protein. The record is from RefSeq and is a predicted model, not a curated record. Gene Ontology annotation, cellular component: membrane. NCBI's taxonomy places the organism in Eukaryota, Metazoa, Chordata, Lepidosauria, Squamata, Anguidae. Bases 183 to 1832 code for a protein of 549 amino acids. Gene Ontology annotation, molecular function: protein kinase inhibitor activity. The transcript has 2 exons.
AGCGAUCGUAGGAACUCGAACGGAACAGGCGGGUAGGAUGCUCUGCGAAAAGGGAAGAGGAGCCAGGCGGAGCUCGGCAUGGAGGGGGGGAAGCCGUGAAAAGUAGGGGGCCGAGGGAUCGGUGUUAAUCGUUUAGCGAAGUCCAAAGAGAAGUUUGUCGCGGGGCGAAGAAAGGUUUUGCCAUGCCAGCAGGAGUCUUCCGGGUGUGCUUGGUGGUUAUCACAGCUAUUGUGAACCAUCCACUCCUCUUCCCAAAGGAGAAUGUCACUGUCCUUGAAAGCACACAAGAAGUCAUCCAGAAGAUGAGAGAACGUGAGGAGACCCUGAGGCUAGAGCAGCUUAAGUUGGAGCAGGAGAUUGCAAUGCACGAAGCUUUAACGAAGUCUUCAGAAAAGGUCACAGAGACAGAAAAGCAAUACAACCAAGACCCCCUCUCUUGGAAUUUCUGGACUGCUUUGUCCAUGGUGGUUUUCCUUCUGAUUGAGUUCUGGAGGCAGGACUACCAGGAAGGGAACUGGCCAGAUUAUGUCAAUGAGGAAGAUGAAAUUACAGUUCUGGGGAAAGCGUUCAAAGGGGUUAUCCUGCCAGACAAGGUCACAUUGGACCAUUUCUAUGAGAAAUGCCUCCAGACUGUGACUAGUGAUAUUGCCAGGAACCGUGAGCUUGUGGAAGGCUUUGCAGAUGACUUGUUGGAAGCUCUGAGGAGUGUGUGUAACCGGGAUGCAGAUAUGGAAGUAGAGGAAUCCAUAGGAGUUGGGAGUAUGUAUGAAAACUGGAGAGCUCACAAGCCCUUAACGUGUGACUUCAUUGUCCCUUUUACGCCUCCAGAGCCAUAUAGUUUCCAGUUUGAGACCUGGUGUUCAGGAGAAUCCGUCCCACCAGAUAAACAAGGUUAUGGUAUGAUAAAGAUUGGCCGGGCAGAUGAGAACUCGACUGGCUGUAUCUGUGACAAGACUAAGCUGGGGGAAGACCUGCUGUGCCUCCUCCAUAGCAAAAUGAGCCAACCUAGGCAGAAUAACCAGAUGGAGGACCUCCUUUGCUACAAAGACACUCGAUACCUUGAUUCUGACCAGGUUAUGACAUGGUUUCAGGUUGCACUUACCAAGGCGUGGAACAAGAUUUCACACAAGUAUGAAUUCAACCUCACUUUCAACCUUCUGGAUGCCCCUGGAGCUCUAAAAAUCAAGUUCAGGUCUGGAAAGACCAUUGCCUUCAACCUCACUCCUGUGGUACAAUAUGCUGAUUCUGAUGUAUAUUUAAUCUCUCAUUUCCCAUGCAGUAGUUUGUCAGAGAGCCCCACUGGCAGCAUUCACUGGUUUCUCACAUUUGCAGUAUACGAAAAAAGAUUCAUCCAGUUUGUUUCCAAAACCCUGCCAGCUAACUCCUGCCACCUCAGCUGUCUCCAGAUUCUGGCCUUCCUUCAUGGAAAGCAGUGCAGUCUAACGGGAGUGAGUGGCCUUACGAACUAUCACUUGAAAACCGUGAUGCUGCAUUUGCUACAGACCCAUCCUGGUGCAGACUGGGCCUGUGGAUAUCUGGAGGCCAGAUUGCAAGACAUGCUCAAAUUUCUGGAGAAAAGCUUGCAAGAAAAGAGGCUUUACCACUUUUUCAUCGGAAACAAGAAUCUGCCGGAGGAACUGGGCAUUCCUGUGGAGUUCCAAAAGGUAGAACCUCUGAACCUUUUCCGACCCUUCGUGCUGCAACGAAGUGCUUACAGAAAAACCAUGGACAUGUUUCACGAGAUGCUAAAGAACACAUCGGCUUUAAUAAAUGAGUAUACCAUGCAUGUUCCCAAUGGACGGGCAACCCCACUUAAUAAGGAACCUCUGUAGCAGUAUCUCAGAGCACUAGGAUAUGAGCAGAUCUCCCCAUGGGGGGAACUGAUACAUGCUCUGAAGAUUGGUAGAAUGGAGAUACUUUUCUCAUUUUCUUCCCAAUGUUGUUGGCUGUUAUUUAUGCAGCUUUUAAUUUUCUAGCCACUGUAUAUAACUUCGUUGUAAAUAAUAUAAGCAAGAAACAGGCUUCUAAUUUAUUCCUAUAUUGACAUUACAGUCCUUGGAAUUUGAUAGAA